Klebsormidium nitens is the source of this 1745-nucleotide messenger RNA. NCBI's taxonomy places the organism in Eukaryota, Viridiplantae, Streptophyta, Klebsormidiophyceae, Klebsormidiales, Klebsormidiaceae. The record is from the annotation of a GenBank genome assembly.
CAAGGGGGAUCCCUGGAAGGCGCUGGGUGGCACAACUUCAUGACCUUCAAAGCAAGUGGCAGAGCAGAGCUAGCUUACAAUGACAUCAAAUCGCAGAGCGUUCCACAUGGAUUGAAAAGGGACGCGAAAAGGGGCCGCGCAGCAAGGGCGCCACUCCUGGUCAGCUUGCAAUAGUAGCAGGUGUCAGGAGCUGCUUUUUGAUAUUUAGCUGGAGCACAGUUUGCGCAAACGGAUACUGGUCCUCACAGGGCUGCCUGUCAUUCCAAUCACGUCACACUGCAGCCUCAGGGGAGUCUGCCUUUUCUGGCUGUCUCGAAAUCUCAGAAACAUGUACCUGAUCGACGAGUCCUAGAAUGUUGCCGCUGCCUGGCGCUCCUAUGCAGACCUGCUCCAAGGCCUUACAGCACAUGCUACAUUUACACGGCUGCUGACUGCAGCUCGCAAGCAAACGUCGCUCGUGAAUGUGCCCUGUCAAGACUUUGCAAUAGCUGCUUACGGUCAGUCCGGCCCUCCACUUCACCUCUCUGACGAGCACAGUCAAAAAUGGAGGGUGAGCAUCAAGACAGCACAAUGCAGGGCGGAACUCCAAUGGCUGCCUCAAGCAGUGAUGCUGAGGCCAUUCUGACGAUCAAAUCCUUGCGUUCAAAGGUCACUGCAUGGGUGAGAUUCACAAACAUGACAAAGGACUACGUGAGCAUUUUCUGGCUAAACUACGGGGGAGAGAAGAUCUUAUAUCACAAUCUGAAGCCUCAAAGCAAGUCCUACUGGCAGCACACAUUUGAGUCACAUCCCUGGAUAGCAUGCAAGUUCACCACAGGAGAGCUGCUCGCAAUUGACAAGCGACUGGUCCACAUUCCCACAGGUUCGGCUCCCCAGAAGGUCGACAUCCAAGAACCGGCCAGUCUGCCCUGGUCGCAAGGAACACACAGUCGGUACCCCUCCUCGUUCAAGAGCACGGUUCGGACACUCCUACUUGCUCACAACCGUGCGUGGAGCCAGCAACCACAACCACAGGGUGCGCCCUCGCUCCGCCGGUCAGCGAGGCUGGCAGCCAAGCGGAUGCGCAAGGAGAGCAACCCGCUGGGCGUGAGCCUUGCAGGGCUGCCGCCCGAGCUCCUCUUCAGGAUUGUGCCCUUCAUGGCACCGGCAGGGGUGCUGGAUCUGGAGCACGUCCCCGGGGAGGAAAGCUUGCCUGGCUACGAUGCCCUCAAGAUGCCGCAAUGAUUGCGAUCGUAUGCUGCAACUGCUUUCAGUCGGAAAGGUCAAGCUUCCUGCGUGUAACAUAUGUAAAGUUCUGUACCAAAAGGUCGUCAAAAGGAGCCCGCAAAUGAACCCUAAUGGAAGCAGGAUAAGAGAGUCGAUCAGGCGGCUGGUGCCGGAGCAAGUAGCCGUCCGUCCUUACUCGUUUGAAACUUGAUCGAACAAGUACAAUUCACAAGGACUAAGGGAAGUUGUCACAUGUGGUUGCUUUUGAUACAGUAAUCAUCAACGGGCUGGCAUAGCCUGCUGUAUCAUUGAUCGAUAAACCCUCAAAUCGACUGCAAUCUACAGCUUGAUAUACCAACAACUGCAGAAGCUGACAUACUAGGUUUGGAUUAUGUAGCACACCAAGAUUCGGUAGGGUAGCUAGGCGUUCAAAAGUCGAACUUACAUGAUUACAAUGUAUGCAGGUGCAUAUAUGGAAGCCUAUGGCCCAUUUGGCUGCACGGCUUUCGAAAUCAGAACAGAUCAGAUUAAGUAACUUU